This is a messenger RNA of Chara braunii, 2012 nucleotides long. Lineage: Eukaryota; Viridiplantae; Streptophyta; Charophyceae; Charales; Characeae. The record is from the annotation of a GenBank genome assembly.
AUCUACAACGCCCCCACGACCUUUCAACGGGCAAUGAACAUGGCUUUUCAUAAUUUCGUGAGGAAGACUCGUUUGGCGCAGAGUAUCAUCAACUACUGCGUGAUUGUGUACAUGGAUGACAUCUUGGUGUAUUCAAGUUCCUACGAGGGACACGUGCAGCACAUCGAAUGGGCACUGCACGCGUUACGAGAUGCGGGCUUCAAGGUGGCGCUUGAGAAGUGUCAGUUUUUCCUCACCACCAUUUCCUUCCUAAGGCACGUGGUGACAGACAAGGGACUCCAACCGGAGCCGCAGAAGGUGGCAGCUGUCAGGGAUGCGCCGGUGCCUACGACUAUCACGCAAGUUCGCGCCUUUCUGGGCCUAGCCUCAUACUACCGAAGAUUUAUCAAGUGCUUCGCGGCAAUUGCGGGACCCCUCACAAAUCUGUUGCGCAAGGAUCAGCCGUUGAUUUGGACGCCGGAGUGCGAUCAAGCGUUUUCCAAACUCAAGGCCGCUCUCAUUUCGGCUCCGGUCCUUAUAAGACCGGAUGCCGAAAAGCUUUUAGUUCUCAUCACUGACUGGCAGCCAAACGCAAUUUCGGCGAUCCUUGCCCAGGUGGGACCAAGCGGACUCGAGAAUGUGGUGGAGUAUGCGUCCAAAUCAGUGCCCGCCUGCAAGCGCAACUACGUCGCUCUAACGGGAGAAUGCGAUGCGGCUCUCUGGGGAAUCAGUCACUUUCGUACGUACCUGUACGGGCGAAAAUUCACCCUGGUGACUGAUUAUGAGCCCCUGUUGGCUCUGAAGAAGUCGAAGGAUUACUCGGGCAUGAUCGGGCAAUGGGCAACGGUGCUGCAGAGCAUGGACUUUGACAUUCGUCAUCAGAAGCUCGAGAGACACGGGAAUGCGGACGGACUGACACGGCUGCACCGGCCUGAGAAAGUUCCGAAGAAUGAGGAGGCGAUUCCGUGGAACGAACCUGAACAGGAGAUUGGACCCCGGUACGGCCAAGUGGAGAUUUUGUCGAAGCAACAGGUCCAUAGCUACAAGGCUCGGAAUGGAAAUGCUGGGCCCCAGCGUCAAUAUAAAUUAGGGGACCUAGUGCAGGUGACGUGGACACAGACCAGCGGGCAUCCUGCGUGGAUCGAAAAUCCGGAGCUGCUAAUCAUCCAAGCUUGGAGGACUAACGUGGAGGGCGAUCUUCUUGGCUUUCUCUUUGGAUCGGUACAGUCGGGGCGCCGCCAUCUGAUUGCGCAGGAGGUCAUCGCACCAAUUGUGCAAUUGGCGGACGAUCUCUCGCCCGACAUCUAUUCACAGACUGACGACAGUCCUGCUCCGUACAUUUUCGAGCGAUUAUUGGAUCCGUACCUUCAGUGGACUGCGUGCUUGGAAGAACCUAGGGACAAGGAUACGCUACCAUCGCUGCAAGAGUAUCUCAAGCCGUACGAUAUCAUCCCUCACGCCUUUUAUCCAAGGGCGGAGGAAGUGGUGAUCGACGACGACGAAGAAGAAGACGAGGACGAGGAAACAUCGGAGGAGGGAAGCUAUAGUGAACAUAGCGAGGGCGAGCUGAGCAAAGGGGAAGAGGAGGAAGAAGAAACCGGAUCUGAGUGGGAAGCCUUGCCGGAGGAAGCGACGCAUACGGGAACGGAGGCGGAAGCUCCGGAAGUGGCGCGAAAGCGCAAAGAAAUUGCCACCGGGAAGCGCCAGCUGGAGUUCGCCAGCGAAGCUAGCCUGCACAUCGGUAAUGAUCCGACCAGGGAUCCAGAGCCGCCGAAGCCCGAAGAUGGCGACCCUGCAGCCGCCACCUCAAGUACCGCGCGACGGAGACGGAGUCGAUCCCCCUCCUCCUCCAGCCCCACCCGUCCCCCAGUUCGCCCACGUACCGAUGCGGGCGAUAGGCCUUCGUCCUCGGACGCUGUCCCGCCGACCCCUUGAUUUCCUCACCCUCGAGCAGAUCCGUACCCCCGUCACCUUCCCUUCCCAUCCCUUCCUUCCCCAUCUCUUCCACGACUUUUAUUCUACCCGCCUAUUCG